Nerophis ophidion (straightnose pipefish) is the source of this 2380-nucleotide messenger RNA. RefSeq names its product potassium channel, subfamily K, member 9 (gene kcnk9). NCBI's taxonomy places the organism in Eukaryota, Metazoa, Chordata, Actinopteri, Syngnathiformes, Syngnathidae. Gene Ontology annotation, biological process: stabilization of membrane potential; potassium ion transmembrane transport. The coding region runs from base 250 to 1362 and encodes 370 amino acids. Gene Ontology annotation, molecular function: potassium ion leak channel activity. The record is from RefSeq and is a predicted model, not a curated record. The transcript has 2 exons. Gene Ontology annotation, cellular component: membrane.
CUGCGCACCGGGAGGACUUGGUUCGGACGGGUCUUGCACAGGGUCUCGCGGCUGCAGGGCUCCUGGUCCCGGCGCUCCAGCAGCCUCUUGUGUCUCUCCGGCAGCCGGCGGCAGCAGCAGCAGCAGGAUCCGGGCUCCUCGUCCGCCUGCAGGCGCAGUGCACUCGGCUUCCCUCGCCGCGCACGUCGCACCAUCCCGGGGAGGAGCGAGAGGGGACAUGAGCCCCUCACCUGCCGGCUCCUGGCGGCCAUGAAGCGGCAAAACGUGCGGACCUUAUCCCUGAUCGUGUGCACGUUCACCUACCUGCUGGUGGGGGCCGCCGUCUUCGACGCCCUGGAGUCCGACUUCGAGAUGCGGGAGAAGGAGCAGCUGGAAGCCGAGGAGCGGCGCCUCCAGGGGAAAUACAACAUCAGCGAGGACGACUACCGCAAGCUGGAGACCAUCAUCAUGGAGGCCGAGCCGCACAGAGCCGGCGUGCAGUGGAAAUUUGCCGGCUCCUUCUACUUUGCCAUCACGGUCAUCACCACCAUCGGCUACGGCCACGCGGCGCCAGGCACGGACGCGGGCAAGGCCUUCUGCAUGUUCUACGCCGUGCUGGGCAUCCCCCUGACCCUGGUCAUGUUCCAGAGCCUGGGCGAGCGCAUGAACACCUUCGUCAAGUACCUGCUGAAGCGCAUCAAGAAGUGCUGCGGCAUGAGCGCCACCGAGGUCUCCAUGGAGAACAUGGUGACGGUGGGCUUCUUCUCCUGCGUGGGCACGCUUUGCGUCGGCGCCGCCGCCUUCUCGCACUACGAGGACUGGAGCUUCUUCCAGUCCUACUACUACUGCUUCAUCACGCUGACCACCAUCGGCUUCGGGGACUUUGUGGCCCUGCAGAAGAACAGGGCGCUCCAGAAGAAGCCGCUCUACGUGGCCUUCAGCUUCAUGUACAUCCUGGUGGGCCUCACCGUCAUCGGCGCCUUCCUCAACCUGGUGGUGCUGCGCUUCUUGACCAUGAACAGCGAGGACGAGCGCCGCGACGCCGAGGAGCGAGCCUCGCUGGCCGGGAACCACGGCGCCGCCGUCCGCGUCCAGGACGAGUCCCUGCGGCGAGGCUGGCGGCGGCGGCGCCAGCCUCGCCGCCAGGAGGGGAGCGACCUGCACUCGGUGUGCUCCUGCAUGCGCUACAACUCGCACGACUUCUCCCACCGGAACUCGCUGUGCCCCGGUCACUACUUCCACAACAUCUCCUACAAGAUGGAGGAGAUCUCGCCCAGCACGCUGAAGAACAGCUUCGUCCCCUCGCCCGUCAGCUCGCUGUCGCCGGGCCUCCGCAGCUUGACGGACGACCGGCGGCUGAUGAGGAGGAGGAAGUCCGUCUAGGACACGGGAAGAGGCCGCUUUGCCAAAUCUCAUUCCAGCACUUUCCCCCUUUUUUUCUCAGCUUCUGCUCCUCACGGAGAACAUUCCAGCAGGAAGCCAAGCAUGAAGCAUGGAUGUCUAUUUUUCCAAAGGGAUUAGCAGAAACUUUGCUCCACACGUGGGAGAUGAUAUUUUUCAUAACUUGAAGAACAGGAGGAUGUUUUCUACAAGCCACCACCCUCACCAUCAUAAUCAUCAUCAUCAUCAUCAUCCUCAUCAGGCCAAAACAAAAUGUCUUCUUGUGUGUGCAGUCUGAAAGGAUCAUGCUGCUCCUGUUCACUUCUUGUGUGUGCAGUCUGAAAGGAUCAUACUGCUCCUGUUCACUUCUUGUGUGUGCAGUCUGAAAGGAUCAUGCUGCUCCUGUUCACUUCUUGUGUGUGCAGUCUGAAAGGAUCAUGCUGCUCCUGUUCACUUCUUGUGUGUGCAGUCUGAAAGGAUCAUGCUGCUCCUGUUCACUUCCUGUAUGUGCAGUCUGAAAGGAUCAUGCUGCUCCUGUUCACUUCUUGUUUGUGCAGUCUGAAAGGAUCAUGCUGCUCCUGUUCACUUCUUCUCCUGUGGAAGCUUCGAUGGCACAACAAUCCGUGUUUCUCCGACAUGAACAGCAAACAUAGCAAUAUUUUACAGUCCAGUUUCCUGCAGCGUUACUUCCUCUGUUCUCAGUGACAUCAAAUGGCCUCAAAAAGAUGUCCUACUCUAUCCAUAUUUUAUUUUGCAAUACUGCAACACUGUCCAUAUUCUGACAUAUUUUAAAUAAUUUUGUUUUAAAAAGAUUUCGACAAUCAAUUCUUGAAACCUUUUAAAAAUUUUAAUCUAACCAUUUUUCGUCUACUUUUUUACAAAUUCAACCGUAUGCAUAAUUUUAUUUUUAUAAUUCCAACUGUAUACAUAUUUUGGUGUGUUUUUAUUUCAUUUUUAAAAAGUCAACCCACAUCAUCCAUACUUUAAUGCAGUGGUCCCCAACCUUUUUGUACCUUUUUUU